Molecule: messenger RNA, 2135 nt
Organism: Eurypyga helias (sunbittern)
Lineage: Eukaryota; Metazoa; Chordata; Aves; Eurypygiformes; Eurypygidae
Gene: SMURF1
Product: SMAD specific E3 ubiquitin protein ligase 1
Exons: 17
Biological process (GO): negative regulation of BMP signaling pathway; ubiquitin-dependent protein catabolic process
Molecular function (GO): protein binding; ubiquitin protein ligase activity
Source: RefSeq, a predicted model, not a curated record
UAUUAUGUGCCAAGAAUCUUGCAAAGAAAGAUUUCUUCAGACUUCCUGACCCAUUUGCAAAAAUAGUUGUUGAUGGGUCAGGUCAGUGCCAUUCAACUGACACUGUGAAGAACACACUGGACCCCAAAUGGAACCAGCACUAUGAUCUAUAUGUUGGGAAGACAGAUUCCAUAACCAUCAGCGUAUGGAACCAUAAAAAAAUCCACAAGAAACAGGGAGCUGGCUUCCUGGGGUGUGUCCGACUCCUCUCCAAUGCCAUCAGCAGGCUAAAGGAUACUGGAUACCAGCGUUUGGAUCUAUGCAAACUAAAUCCCACAGACACCGAUGCUGUACGAGGCCAAAUAGUGGUCAGUUUACAGACACGGGACAGGAUAGGUACAGGAGGCUCUGUCGUAGACUGUCGAGGGCUUUUGGAGAAUGAAGGAACGGUUUAUGAAGAUUCCGGACCUGGAAGGCCGCUGAGCUGUUUUAUGGAGGAACCAGCACCGUAUACAGACACUACGGGGGCUGCUGGGGGAGGCAACUGUCGCUUCGUAGAGUCCCCCAGUCAAGAUCAGAGGCUUCAGGCACAGCGGCUUCGGACUCCUGAAGUCAGAGGUCAUGUACAGACACCUCAGAACAGACCCCACGGACACCAGUCGCCUGACCUUCCGGAAGGCUACGAACAAAGAACAACGGUACAGGGACAGGUUUAUUUUUUGCACACGCAGACUGGAGUUAGCACGUGGCAUGACCCUAGGAUACCAAGAGACCUUAACAGCGUGAAUUGUGAUGAACUAGGACCUUUGCCUCCGGGUUGGGAGGUUAGAAGUACGGUUUCAGGAAGAAUAUAUUUUGUAGAUCAUAACAACAGAACCACACAGUUCACGGAUCCACGACUACAUCACAUCAUGAACCAUCAAUGCCAGCUGAAAGAGCCCAGCCAGCAGCCCCUGCCAGCUCCGAACGAGGGGUCACUUGAAGACGGCGAGGAGUUGCCCGCACAAAGAUACGAAAGAGACUUGGUACAAAAGUUGAAAGUUCUUAGACAUGAGCUCUCUCUUCAGCAACCACAGGCUGGUCACUGUCGCAUUGAAGUAUCCAGAGAGGAAAUAUUUGAGGAAUCCUACCGUCAGAUAAUGAAGAUGAGGCCAAAGGACUUGAAAAAGAGGCUGAUGGUGAAGUUUCGAGGGGAGGAAGGCCUGGAUUACGGAGGAGUAGCAAGAGAGUGGUUGUAUUUACUGUGCCAUGAAAUGCUGAAUCCCUAUUAUGGACUCUUCCAGUACUCCACGGAUAAUAUUUACAUGCUGCAAAUCAAUCCAGACUCUUCUAUCAACCCUGACCAUUUGUCUUAUUUCCAUUUUGUUGGUCGGAUAAUGGGUUUGGCUGUGUUCCAUGGACACUAUAUCAAUGGGGGUUUCACGGUUCCCUUUUACAAGCAGCUUCUGGGGAAGCCCAUUCAGCUAUCCGAUCUGGAAUCCGUUGAUCCAGAGCUACACAAAAGUUUAGUGUGGAUCCUAGAGAACGAUAUCACCCCCGUUCUGGACCAUACAUUUUGUGUGGAACACAAUGCUUUUGGGCGGAUUUUACAACAUGAACUCAAACCAAAUGGCAGGAAUAUUCCAGUGACAGAAGAGAACAAGAAAGAAUAUGUCAGGUUGUAUGUAAACUGGCGAUUUAUGAGAGGAAUAGAGGCACAGUUCCUGGCUCUGCAGAAGGGUUUUAAUGAACUUAUUCCUCAACAUCUCCUUAAGCCUUUCGACCAGAAGGAACUUGAGCUAAUCAUAGGAGGCCUGGAUAAGAUAGACCUGAACGACUGGAAGUCAAACACACGUCUGAAGCACUGCAUGGCAGACAGCAACAUUGUGAAGUGGUUCUGGCAGGCAGUGGAAACGUUUGACGAAGAAAGAAGGGCAAGGCUGCUGCAGUUUGUGACCGGGUCGACACGUGUCCCGCUCCAAGGUUUCAAGGCUUUACAAGGCGCUGCAGGACCCAGACUGUUUACCAUCCAUUUAAUAGAUGCAAACACAGACAACCUUCCAAAAGCCCAUACUUGCUUUAACCGGAUUGACAUCCCGCCUUACGAGUCCUACGAGAAGCUUUAUGAGAAGCUGUUGACAGCUGUGGAAGAGACGUGUGGCUUUGCCGUCGAGUGA